This is a messenger RNA of Apis cerana (Asiatic honeybee), 2208 nucleotides long. RefSeq names its product Bardet-Biedl syndrome 1. Gene Ontology annotation, biological process: non-motile cilium assembly; protein localization to cilium. Lineage: Eukaryota; Metazoa; Arthropoda; Insecta; Hymenoptera; Apidae. Gene Ontology annotation, molecular function: patched binding; smoothened binding. The record is from RefSeq and is a predicted model, not a curated record. Gene Ontology annotation, cellular component: centrosome; BBSome; axoneme.
AAAGCAGGAGCCACAUCCUUGAAUCGUUUUCUCUAAGUAAAUUUGUUAAAUAUGAUUAAUUUUUCUUCUGUUCGACAAUCGGAAUCGACACAAAACUCAUUUGCUUUUGUUUCAAAAAGGAAUUAUUUUAAAAAUCUCAACAUACUUGCGAUGACAUCACGAUCUAUAAUUCAUAUAUUGCACUAUAAUAUGCAAAAACUUUUAAAAAGAGAACUCAACGAUGAAUUAUAAUAUUGAAAAUAAUAUUUCGAUUUAAAGAAAAACUACGAACAUGCACGGCUUACGAGCUGAACACAAUAUUAGCAGUUUGGGUACGAGUCGCUGGCUAGAGGCUCUUUGGGAGCCAGCUGCCAAAUUGUACACUUUAUCAAAUGGGUUAGAUAUGCUCGAUGUAAGCGGCGAUGGAGAUGCCAGGCUUGUAUGUGCUGAUUUGGGAGCUCUCGACAUCAAUUCGCCUAAGAUACGAGUUUACAAAGGAGGCGAUCAGAUAACGGAGCACAACAUGGUAGAUCUACCCUGCGGAGUGGUCGGUUUUUACACGCAAAAUGGAGAACCUCGAUCCUCCGUAGUGGCAGUGGGUGUUGGCUCUAGCGUCUAUAUAUUUAAAAACAUGAGACCUUACUUUAAAUAUUGUUUGCCGCACAUCGAGGCACAUCCAAAAGAACGAGAGAUUUGGCACAAGGCUGGAUUGGACGAGGAAUUGAAUGUGCUCACAUUAGCCGACGAAUUGGAUCUGUUGUUAAAGGAACUUGGGGCUGGAUUUAUUUCAUCGAGAACGUUGAAAUUCUUAUGCAUGGAUAAGAAUUUGAGAGCUAGCUUCGCAGAACAGUACAGAAGGAUCCCACUCGUUAAAAGUAACGCCUUAACUGCGAUUUCUGUGAUUCGAAGAGAUUCGUGGAACGAUCCGGCAAGUAGUUGCCUCGUGCUCGGUACGGAAUUUGGAGAAAUACUUAUAUUGGAUCCUCGAACCUUCUCCAUUAUGGAUAAACAUUUAUUGCAAUGGCCACCGGUUGCUUUUGCGUGUAUAGGUUUGUGGACAGGCGAUGGAAGAGUAUUAAUUAUCGGAAGGGACGGUAAAAUUGGCAUGAUAAGGAGGGGAAGUUCUGUCAAACUUUGGGAAAAAUUAUCGUCACCUGCUGUAGCCAUUUCAGCCCUUAAUAACGAGGGCAUCGCGGUUACCACGAUGGAUGGCACUUUGAUCGGUUUCUCCAGAAAGGGAAUUAAACUUUGGCACGUUCGCGUUCCGGGAGCAAUUUUGGAUUCGAUAAGCUUACCAGUUCCUCAAAUUGGACUCUCAUUGCUUGCUGUGAGUACAGCUGGAUAUGGUAUCCGUGUAUAUGACGGAAAGCAUCACGUAGACACGUUAAAGAUUAUGGAACCAGUUUCAGCUAUGAAGUACGGCAAAAUGGGUCAAGAAGAACGAACAAUGGCGAUGGUCACCGUAGGAGGUGGCCUCUGCGUGAAAAUUUUGAAACGCACCGCCGAUUUCAGUGUUCACAAUACAAUGUCCGAUUUACCGAUCAACGACGGUUCCAAAUUUCUGAUACCGAAGAAAACGCGACUGUUCGUGGAGCAAACGAUACGCGAAAGAUCGGAAGCGAAGAAGAUACACACUACUUUUCAACAAGGUCUACUUCGAUUGAGAUUAAUGGUAGCCAAGAAGGUAGUCGAAUCUUUGAACGACGGUCAAGACGCUGAAUCGCACUCUCUUACCGUGGAAGCUACAGUUUUAGGAUUGGGACCGCAUUAUCAAAUUCGCAUUUUGUUGACGAAUAUAUCCGACGAAUUGUCCGAUACGGAUCUGUACAUCGUUUGCAGGAGCGAGAACAUAGAAGUGAAACCACGUUUGAUGGAUGUGCCUCUUUUACCGAGCGGUGUUCCGAUUCCUUUUGUCGUUAACGCGAUUUUGAACAGUAGAAUAUCAGGAAAGAUGGAGAUUUUGGUGUGUAAGAAGUCGAGAACGAAACCAGUUACCGUAACGACAGUGAUUUUACCUGCCCCUGAAGAAGAUAUCGAAGUUUAACGUAUUAACGAAUAUAUCUAAGAAUCUAGAUAUUUAUAUAUCUUGGAACCUGUAGAAAUCUGUGAGAGAAAAUUUCCUAUGUAUUUUAUUUAAAUGUUGAUAUAUUUUAAAAAUGUUUAUGAAUAUAUAUGUAUAUAUAAUUGUAUAAAUAUUGAUAAAUUAUAAAAUUAAUUUUUGAACUAAAA